UUUACUAAUUUGAAUUAUGCACUGUGACUGAACUGGCUGCUAGUUUAGCUCUGCCCUUCUCAUUUCUUAUCACACAGCAUCAUUGACUUCCAUGGUAUUGUUUCUGAGAACCUGGAAGAAGCAAGGACAUGCUGACAUUUUUGCAUUGAUUAAAUCACAUUUGGGUGUGAUGGAGCCUGCAGCUUCGUGUUUAGCUGGAUUCUUCAUGGCCUUUCUUCUCUUACAGAUCACCGUACUCACCGAAGCUAUGAGCUUGGAUAUACAGAUUAACAUUCAGGUUCCAGAUGCAGAAGGGAUACUGGUGGAGUGUACUUCAGGAAGGUUGAUCCCACCUGUUGAGAUGACAUGGAGAGACAGCAAGGGGAAUAUAAUUCCACAUUCAUCAAAACUUGACUCUCAGGAUGGGUUAUUGUACUUGAAGAGCAGCAUUCUUCUGAAGAACAGAACACAUGGUCCUGUUACUUGUUCCAUUUACAAUGUAACUACUAAUCAAGAGAAAAAAAGAAGCAUUGUCCUACCAGAUGUCCUCUUCAAACCAGAGUAUAUGUCAUUGAUGUCAAACAGACCUUCAUGUCCUGUAAUAUAUUUGAUUAUUAUACUUGUUUUAUAUUGUCUCAGAGGAAUACUUGUUUUUUAUCUCAAAUGGAAAACAUGUGAAUUCAUGAGAGGUUCAAAUAAAACGAGGCUUUGCUAUGAGCUUAUGUGGGAAUGUCUACCAUUAUUUUUGUGUAUUGGAUUCCUCCCCCUCUAUUUGAAUUUCAGGAGCAGAGCUUCUAUUUUGGACAAUGCAUACCCACUGUACAGUAAUUGGCUGUGGGAUGUAUGCAUAAUCUUGGUUGUAAUGAUGUUAUUUUUCACUGGACUCAUUUUGCUUCUACUUGUGACUCUAAACAUAGCCAAAGAACAGAAAGCACAGUGCCAGCCAUUGGAGGAUGAAAUUCUACCCUUAUACCAGCUUUCACAGGAGUACAUAGAACAAAGGUCACCAUCUCCGUUCCUCAGAGAUUGCAGAGAGGAAAUGGUCCAGCUCCAAGGAAGUAUUGUAGAAGAGAUCUUCCAUCAGCCCCAAGGAAGUUGUGGAGAGGAGAUCUUCAAUCCUCUUCAGCCCUUAAAAUUGGAUUGCAGUCUCAACUGGGGAACCUGAGACAGUAAAGAAAGAGAGAAAAGGAUUCUGAUUUGAACUAUAAAAUUUAUAUCUGCAAAAUAUACAAUUGAAAGGUUCUUUGAUCAAAUUUUGUUCUGUCUAAAAAGUGUAGAUUUUUUAAAAAAAAAUUUAAAUUAAAAUACGAAUUCAUUGCUU
Molecule: messenger RNA, 1300 nt
Organism: Peromyscus leucopus (white-footed mouse)
Lineage: Eukaryota; Metazoa; Chordata; Mammalia; Rodentia; Cricetidae
Product: selection and upkeep of intraepithelial T-cells protein 10-like
Exons: 8
Coding region: 92-1144 (350 amino acids)
Biological process (GO): T cell receptor signaling pathway; regulation of cytokine production
Cellular component (GO): external side of plasma membrane
Molecular function (GO): signaling receptor binding
Source: RefSeq, a predicted model, not a curated record